Molecule: messenger RNA, 1739 nt
Organism: Ctenopharyngodon idella (grass carp)
Lineage: Eukaryota; Metazoa; Chordata; Actinopteri; Cypriniformes; Xenocyprididae
Exons: 4
Coding region: 598-1401 (267 amino acids)
Cellular component (GO): plasma membrane
Source: RefSeq, a predicted model, not a curated record
UUCUGCACUACUUUCUGAUACAUGAUUGAGACAUUGAUAAUGAUGUUAAGUGAGUUAAAGAAAAAAUAUAAUGCAACAAAACAUCAAAAUUCACUGUUACUGGCAGAAUUAUUUUGCCUCUUUUGGGCCAAUUCGAGUCCAAAUGAGUAAAGCACAAUUAACACAUAACUACUGUCAUGUGGUCAACUGUCAAAGCUGUUCUUGAUACUAAUGUCCUGAUUUAGUCCCUUUGAACAUCUGUUUCCUGUUGUGGCCUUUCUUUCCUCUCAUUUAUCCGCCAUGGGGGUCACCCCAGUUCUCAACAUCUGCUACAACAAGACAGUCUUACACAACUGAGAGGACACGGCUACUUAAGUUUCUUAAGUUACAUAAUAUGCAUCACUGUUUUAAAUGUGAUAGAUACAGACAGAUAGAUAGAUAGAUAGAUAGAUAGAUGGAUGGAUGAACGGAUGGAUGAAUGAAUGGAUGGAUAGAUGGACGGAUAGAUGGAUGGACGGACGGAUGGCUGGAAGGACGGACAGAUGGAUGGAUGGAUGGAUGGAUGGACGGACGGAUAGAUAGGUAGAUAGAUAGGCGGACGGACAGACGGAUGAAUGGAUGGAUGGACAGACAGAUAGACAGACAGAUGGAUGGACGGACGGAUGGAUGGAUCACCAAGAAAAAGUCUGCUUAUUCUUCACAGGUGAGAAAUGUCGGAGCUUCAUUGAACUGACCCCUGGAGAAACACAAGGAGUUCUGUGGCUCUCAGUCAUAUCAGAGUUUGCAUACAUCAGCCUCCUGGCGAUGGGCUUCCUUCUGAUGUGGGUGGAAUUGCUGCUCCUGUGUCUGAAUAAGGAAAUGUAUGCGCUCAAGAUCAAUGCUUUUGCUGCCAUCUGCACUGUGCUGUCUGGUUUGAUGGGAAUGGUGGCACAUAUGAUGUAUACAACAGUAUUCCAGAUGACUGUCAGCAUCGGGCCCAAAGACUGGAGACCACAGACCUGGGACUACGGCUGGUCAUUUGCCAUGGCAUGGAUCUCCUUCAGCUGUUGCAUGGCAGCAGCUGUAUUCACCCUGAACUCUUACACCAAAACUCUGAUCGAGAAUAAGCACCGUGCCCGGAUCCGUCUGGAGGAGUCCCGUGCCGCCAGCCACGCACCGCCCUAUGAUGAGGUCAUCACGACCGGUGGUGGGAGCCUCUACUCUGUCAGCCGACUGGUUCAGCAAUGCCAGAAGGGUGCAUUUAUCGACACUGUGUGGACCCCCAGGGAGGAAGGGUCUGGUGGGGGUAUGGUGGGCGCGAAAAGUCCUCAUGGACUGGUACUAGUGGGGGGGUGCAGGAGAGAGGGAUGCGAGGACUGCGAGAGAGAAAUGGAUGAGAUGGAAGAUGUAUUAGAGAGGGAAGGGAAUGAUGAAAUGUGCUGAGGAGAUGUGGACGGUGCAAUAAUAAUGUCUGGAUCUGAUGAAAGGGACAUUUGCACAGAAGAACGCCCAACUAAACCGCAGGAAGUCCUUCAUCAUUAGCAGCAUCGGUGACCAAGUUUACAUGCAUAUAAUUUUCUAAUUACGAUCCAUACUUUGAUUAAGCCUUUAUUCUGAAAAAGACGUUUACAUGCUUUGCAGCUAUUGAAAUAUUCCUGUAUUCACAUAAUCAGCAUAUUUCGAAUAAACACACCUGGAGGUUCUUUCCCUGUUAGAUGCAUUGGAUUUUGGACUGUAAUUUAAGCAUUAAAUGUCAUUCAAGUCCUUACAGUUGCACAUAA